CGAGCCGCACCCACUCCGUAUCUGCACAACUCGCUGCAGCCACCGUCAUCAUCUCCAUGCGCGCUCCUUGUGCAGUGCCCAGCAGCAAGAAAAAAAAAUAACAUGGCACACCCAGCCAGCUUGUUGAAAGGGGCCUUGGCCCCCUGGCCAGUCAUAUAAGAUGGACGGCCCUCCCAGCCUGUUCCGAUCGUCUGGAUCCUCUCGCCCAGCUCUCACCAGCCCAACCAGCAAGCAGGACACCUCCCAAGCAUCAUGAAGUUCAGCUUGAUCACCGCCGCCCUCGGGCUGGCCGCCUCCGGAGUCCAGGCCGUCGACUGGAACUUCCUCCAAAAGUCCGGCUUCAACUACGGCGCCACCGACAACAAUGGCCGUUGCCGCACCUACGACGACUUCCGCAACCUCAUGACCCGUGCCCGCAACCUUCCCAACGCCCCGGGCCCCUUCAAGCAGGCCACCGCCCGCCUCUACACCUCCAUCCAGUGCGGCACCGCAAACACUCCCAUCUCCGCCUUCCAGGCCGCCAUGGACACAAAUACCCCGAUCCUCAUCGGCCUCUGGGCCUCGGGCGGCCGUGCCGGCUACGAGAACGAGCUCAACGCGCUCCUCGCCGCCGAGAGGCAGUGGGGCAACCGCUUCACAGACCUCAUCAUGGGCAUCAGCGUCGGCUCCGAGGACCUCUACCGCUCCUCCCCGCAAGGUGUCGCCAACAACGCCGGCGUCGGCGCCACCGGCGCCGAGAUUGAGGGCUACAUUGGCUGGCUCCGCGACUGGAUCCGCGGCACGCGGCUCCAGAACAAGCCCAUCGGCCACGUCGACACUUACACGGCCUGGGAGCUUCCUGAGAACCAGGGCGUCGCCCGCGCCGUCGACUGGCUCGGCCACAACGGCUUCCCUUACUGGGAGAGCAACAAGGCCAACAGCAUCGCCAACGCCCGCGCCAACUGGGACGCCGGCAUCGCCGUCACCAACCGCAUCGCCAACGGCAAGCGCGUCUGGGUCACCGAGACCGGCUGGCCGCACAAGGGCCCCAACUCUGGCGCCGCCGUCGCCAGCAUCGACAACGCACGCAAGUACUGGCUCGACGUCGGCUGCCACCAGUUUGGCUUCCGCAACGUCUUCUGGUACACCCUCGUCGACGCAAACGUCGACCAGGCCGGCAUCUCGUUUGGCCUCACACCGCUCAACUCCGCGACGCCGUUCUACUCACUCCAGUGCCCGGCUUGAAGAACAGAAACAAGUACGGACAAGCAAAUAUUCACAUGGGGAAAAGAGAAAGGAAAAGGCGUUUUUGACAUUUUGGCAGCCAAAGGCAAACGUGCCCUAAAAGUGGGCAAUGACUAUAGAACUUUAUCAUGACACAAAGAAAUAGUAGGACAUAUCUAUACAUAUGUAUAAUACAUAUUCAUAAUCGAUGAUAUACAACAUCGUCCAAGUUUCA
Microdochium trichocladiopsis is the source of this 1438-nucleotide messenger RNA. RefSeq names its product glycoside hydrolase superfamily. The transcript has a single exon. Gene Ontology annotation, biological process: cell wall organization. Gene Ontology annotation, cellular component: extracellular region; cell surface; fungal-type cell wall. Bases 253 to 1224 code for a protein of 323 amino acids. The record is from RefSeq and is a predicted model, not a curated record. NCBI's taxonomy places the organism in Eukaryota, Fungi, Ascomycota, Sordariomycetes, Xylariales, Microdochiaceae. Gene Ontology annotation, molecular function: 1,3-beta-glucanosyltransferase activity; glucan endo-1,3-beta-D-glucosidase activity.